UUGUUGUCCUAUACCUCUGUAGAUUAUCAAGGCCUUACUAAGUCCUUCUGUCAUGGAAAAAUUUAUUGUUCCUCAAUUACGGCAAAGCUUGUUAAUCUGAAGAUUGGAAUCCCAUGGGACAAGAUACAAGUUUUACCCAUCAACCAGAAGAUCAACAUUGCAGGGGUUGAUGUCAUAUGCUUUGAUGCAAACCAUUGCCCGGGUUCCCUAAUAAUCCUUUUUGAGCCACCCAAUGGUAAGGCUGUCCUACACACGGGGGAUUUCCGAUUUUGUGAAGAAAUGACAAGGAAUUCAAUCUUGCAGACUUGUGGUGUCCACACUCUGAUCCUAGAUACAACAUACUGUGACCCUCAGUAUGACUUUCCAAAACAGGAGGCUGUUAUUCAAUUUGUUAUAGAAUCAAUACAAGCUGAAACUUUCAACUCAAAGACCUUGUUUCUCAUUGGUAGCUAUACUAUAGGAAAAGAGAGGUUGUUUGUUGAGGUUGCUCGUGCUCUUCAGAAGAAAGUCUAUAUCACUGCAUCGAAGUUACGCAUUUUGGAGUGUUUGGGUUUUCCUCAAGAAGAUAUGCAGUUUUUCACAUUAAAUGAGCAGGAAAGCCAAAUUCAUGUUGUGCCUAUGUGGACACUGGCUAGCUUCAAAAGGUUGAAGUAUGUCUCUAAUCAGUAUGCGGGACGGUAUAGUCUUAUUGUUGCUUUCUCUCCCACUGGUUGGUCAUUUGGUAAAGGAAAGAAGAAGUCAACUGGAAGCAGGUGGCAGCAGGGUACUAUCAUCAGGUAUGAAGUACCGUACAGCGAACACAGCAGCUUUUCAGAACUCAAAGAGUUCGUUAAGUUUGUAUCUCCUGUUAACAUCAUCCCUAGUGUAAAUAAUCAUGGACCUGAAUCCAGCAACGCAAUGGUCUCGUGCCUCUUGGACUGAUCUAUUCAGCACGAAAUGGCAGUAAUUUUCUGCAUUUUUCCUGUUGUAGCAAUUUGAGAUUGCAUUUGGUACUGUGCAAUAUAGUUUUCCAAGAUGUUAUACCAUUUUCUGGCCAGUCCAUUGUAGCUUGGACAAUGUAACUGCUGAUGUUUUGUUCCAAAGCAUGUAUAUUCUUUACAUGAUGCAAUACUAAUUAGUAUAUUCAGUUCAAGGGUGUACGGAAAUGCAAAAGAACACGAGAAGAUAAAUCAAGAGCAAUUACCUCCAACUCCACUUUCAGGCCCUCAAGCUGAAAUUUUUGCAUACACAUAAACCUCAUAUCAAGCACCUGUCUCUGGGAGUUAUACCUUGAAGAGCACCUCAAAGUUACACAUCAGAGCAGGCAUGCAGCAAUCCCUUACCUUAUGUUGGAAAUUCCUUAAGUAGGAGAACAUGUAACCAAACCCUAACAUAAUUUUUGAUUUUGUCUCAUUGUUAAUUUAUCUCAUUCUUCCUAUCCUUUAUUCU
Messenger RNA from Nicotiana tabacum (common tobacco), 1428 nucleotides. The record is from RefSeq and is a predicted model, not a curated record. NCBI's taxonomy places the organism in Eukaryota, Viridiplantae, Streptophyta, Magnoliopsida, Solanales, Solanaceae.